This is a messenger RNA of Bombus impatiens (common eastern bumble bee), 726 nucleotides long. RefSeq lists its product as uncharacterized. Lineage: Eukaryota; Metazoa; Arthropoda; Insecta; Hymenoptera; Apidae. The transcript is spliced from 2 exons. The record is from RefSeq and is a predicted model, not a curated record. Bases 240 to 665 code for a protein of 141 amino acids. Gene Ontology annotation, biological process: vacuolar proton-transporting V-type ATPase complex assembly. Gene Ontology annotation, cellular component: endoplasmic reticulum membrane.
AUUGCAAAGAGAAGAGCAGUUAGAUCAUCUUAUAAAGAAAACUAAUAUAUUAGUGAAUGAACCUCGUUUGCAACCGUGGUUAGCAAAAAUCCUGAUAACAGAAUUACUUUGGGGAAAGAAGGCCUUGAAAACUGAAUAAAUGGGCCAUUCGUGUGCAGGAAAAUUAAUAACCACAUCUGAUCUCAAAUCUAAGAUAUAUUAAGUCAAUUUCUUUGUAAGAGAAUUAUAUAUCCAGAUUGAUGGUUCUAAUCAUCCGUAACAACCGUAUACUUACUAGCCGACAUCCUAGAAUUAAAAGACUUUUCUCUUAUAUGGAUAAAAAUCAACAAAAAGUAAAUCAAAAAGAAAGUUCGUUUGAUCAGAACAAAGAUCAAGGACCAGUUAUGACUUUUGUAGCUAUAUUGGCGAAAUUGUUCUUAUACAGCAUUGCUAUGUUUACUCUACCAUUUGCUGCAUUUUUUGGAGUACAGCAUAUUAUGAAGGUUGAAUUUCACAUAGAUAGAUUCAUAACAAAUUGCAUUUCUGUGUUUGCUGCAGUAAUUACAGUAAAUUUAAUAAUAGCUUGUUAUGUUUAUCAGGCACUUCAUGAGCCUGACAAUGCUAGUGAAAUAAAAGCAACUGCAGAUCAACCUUCUAAAGAUAGUUUAAAUGAAAAAAUUGAUUAGAUAUUAAAACAAAUGUACUUAUUCUGCAUAUAUAUAUAUAUAUAUAUAUAAGUAUAUAUUU